CGGAGCGUGGCUCCUCGAGAGGGCCGCGGGCCGGCCGCGUGCAGCGCGCGCAGCGCCCUCUCAGGAUGCCGGAGGCCAAGGAGCUAGCGGGGACGAGCAGCUCGGAGAGCGGCCCGGAGGAGGACGAGGGGAAGAAAAGAAAGAAAGAAACAUCCCCAGAGUCACAGAAAAGGCCGAAAACCCAGGCAAAACCUUCAAAGGUGACAGAAAACCCUCUGGGACGAGGCACUGAGGAGGAGGAGGGCAUGUUCCAGAUUGGGAAGAUGCGUUAUGUCACAGUGUCCUGCUUCAAGGGGAAGGCCCUCGUGGACAUCAGGGAGUUCUACGCUGACAAGGAGGGCAGCAUGAAACCGGGGAGGAAAGGGAUUGCCCUGUCUGCAGAACAGUGGAACCAGCUGAAGGAGAUCAUUCCUGAGAUCGAUGCUGCAGUCAAGAAAUUAUAAGAUGAAGAAUCUUGGAUACCUUCAAUCUGUUUCCUUUCUCUUAAGUGUGCUGGCAACUAUGAAGUCAAGGAUUCUCAUCUGGAGCCUUCCUCUCACCUUGCUGGGUGGUGGUCAUGCUGAAAAGACCAGAGACUCUUCUAUUUUCAAGAAGUAGCUUGUUAUGAGCCCCUGGAACUAGAGCCAGUGCUGUGAAGUGAGACUUCAGCACCUCUGAUCUCAAGCAGACUUGAGGUCUGUGCUGGUGAGGGACGUGACCCUAGCCUGGCUUUCCAGGGCUGGAUGGCUUCAGUCUACUUUGUGGAGUGCUUUAACUGCUCUGCAUCUGUUACUGUCUUCCACUUGGUUGACUGUUGAGUAAGAUGGUUUGUAUACCUCAUGUUGUCAUCCUCUUGGUUUCCUCCACAUGUCAUUCUGGCUAUUUCAAGUACUUUCUGUGUUGGUGAGGGUCACUUGGUGUUUGGGGUUUUGUUUGUUUGUUUGUUUUUGGGGUGGGGUGGUGUGAGUGAAGAAAGGGAUUAUUAUAAUUUAGCAACAGGUUUGUCUGUAGGGAGUGAAUAUGCACAAUAAAUGUGUUUGCAUUAUAAAAAAAAAAAAAAAGAG
This is a messenger RNA of Phalacrocorax carbo (great cormorant), 1043 nucleotides long. Lineage: Eukaryota; Metazoa; Chordata; Aves; Suliformes; Phalacrocoracidae. The record is from RefSeq and is a predicted model, not a curated record.